GCUGCUCGCGACCAAUCCCGGUCUUAUCUCUGGGAACAGUCAACACUAGACUUCACCUGCGACCGUCAGAGUGUCAUCUAUCUAACGUCUACCUCUGGGUUGUCCUUUUUUUUUUUUUAAGGUAGUAGAGUGUGAAAGUAGCUAACCUAGCUCUAAUUUUGCUCGUAAUAUAUAUAUAUUUUUUAAUAACAAUUUGGGUGGGUUUCGAGACACAUUUCAACGGAAAGUCACCGGGAGAGAAUGUCCGAUUUCGACAGCAACCCGUUCGCGGAACCGGAGCUCAACCACCCGUUUCAGGAUCCAUCAGUGACACAAGUACGCCAGGCUGCUCCUCCAGGGAUGGAGGAGUACAAUCCCUUCACAGAUGCCAAACCAACGCCUCCGGGUAUGGCGCCCAAGGCCACGGCGCCCACCAUCAACACACAACCCGCCAUCAUGAAACCCACGGAGGAGCCUCCGUCCUACUCGCAGUGUCGGGCGCAGGACCAGUCAGGAGCAGCUGCUGAGCUGUUGAGGAGACAGGAGGAGCUGGAGAGGAAAGCUGCCGAGCUGGACCGCCGGGAGAGAGAGAUGCAGUCCCUCAGCGCUUCAGGAGGCAGGCAAAACAACUGGCCCCCCCUCCCGGAGAAGUUACCCGUGGGCCCCUGUUUCUAUCAAGACAUCACAGUGGACAUUCCUGUCGAGUUUCAGAAGACGGUCAAGAUCAUGUACUACCUCUGGAUGUUUCACACGGGGACGCUGCUCGCUAACAUGGUGGGCUGCCUGGCCUGGUUCUGCGUGGACACGGGGCGCGGGGUGGACUUCGGCUUGUCCAUCUUCUGGUUCAUUCUCUUCACGCCGUGUUCUUUCGUCUGUUGGUACAGACCGCUUUAUGGAGCGUUCAGGAGCGACAGCUCAUUCAGGUUUUUUGCGUUCUUCUUCGUGUACAUCUGUCAGUUUGGCGUCUACGUGCUCCAGUGCAUUGGCAUCACUGGUUGGGGCGCCAGCGGGUGGAUCUCCGCUUUGACCGGCCUGAAUCGCAGCAUCCCAGUGGGCAUCAUAAUGAUCCUCAUCGCUGCCCUCUUUACCUCAGAGGCCGUCCUGUCCCUCAUCAUGUUGAAAAAGGUCCACGGGAUGUACCGGACCACCGGGGCCAGCUUCGCGAAGGCCCAGCAGGAGUUCGCCACGGGCGUCAUGUCCAACAAGACGGUCCAGACGGCCGCUGCGACCGCCGCCUCCAGGGCUGCACAGGGAGGCUUCAAGGAGCAGAUCUGAUUGGCUCAGAGAGCUCGCCCGUUUCUCCGUCCCCCCCCCCCCCCUCCCUCCUCUUCUGCUCACACCCAGCUUCCACUUGAGCCAACUGCCCUGUUUGAACACAUGGAGAGCCCACCCCCCGCCGCUGACCCCAAAAUCCUUCUGACGAUAUCAAAGUGGUUUACGUGAUCUCAACAGGAUUCAAACAGGGCGGCGGCUCUCGCCACAGACUCCCAUCACCCACACUGACCUCCUGCCACCCGACCAGCGUGCUCUACUUUAUUUUCUGUGUGUGUGUUUGUGUGUAUGGGUGUGUGCUUGUGUGUGGAUGCUUGUGUGCCUCCUUUUAAAUGUCUGCUCCGUCCUCCGUAGACAUAUUCUAAUGUAACUUACUUCCUAUUGUCAUCUGGGCAUUUCCGCCUAAAGAAUCCUCCCCCAGCGAUCCUUCCCCUAAUCGCCUAAUUCCCCUUUUUCUUUUUUUUUAGAUUAAUUAAUUACCGGACAAAUGAAAGUCACGUAGUACUCCAUAGUUAUCAGUUAAUGCACAUGCUAAAGGUCGCUUGGCUGCUUUCCAUGAGUUCAUGGUGUACCACUGCUGCCCCCUGGUGGAGUGACCAUGUAUUUGCUGAAGAUGAAUGCUGUGCAUUCCAGUUCUCUGCCUUCUGCUUUCCUUUUUUUUUUUUUUUUUUAUAUAUAUAGCAAACGCGUAGUCUUACUAUCUUAAAGCGGUGCUUCCCAAAAUCUGUUUAAAGUAUAUCAAACACCUCAUUAUCCGAGGAAGCAUCAUUUCCAAAAUUGUUCCUGCAAAGAUAUUCAAUGUGCAGCGAUGCACCACUCGGGUUCACACCGAGACAUCGAAACGGAUAAUGAAGUUGUCGCCGUGAGAUCCUGUGCAUGCAUUCAUGACCCCCAGAGGGUGAAUCCCGACGGACUUUUCCUUUUUUUUAGCGCCUUUCCUCACAACGUGUUCGCCGUCUUAACGCACGUUACACCUGCUUAGCAACAAAAGAAAAAUGACUGGAAGUAGCUCAUCAGUGUUCUUAAAAUGAAUUUGACAUCUUUUGCCCAUAACGGUCUACGUAUCUAUUGUGAAAGUACGCCGCCAAGUUGCACUUUAAAUCUUUGUCUGCACACUGUAAUCCGUGCAAAUGGAAGGAUAUUUAACGUUCAGCAUCGUCUUCACAUGACGCCUCCUUUUCUGUUGUUGACAGACAGUAAAGAGAUAUUCUGGAUAUACAGAUGCAUGUUUAUAUCGGUGGUUUUCUUUUCUAAAGAGGAAAGUGUAACUCGUCUCCAGCUUGUGUUGGUGGAGACUUACCUCAGUAGUUACUCAGGAUGUUCUCUUCACUUCAAAAGAUGAUAUGUGAUUGGAUGUGUUGUAAAUCAAUAUAUAUAUAUAUAUAUAUAUAUAUAUAUAUAUAUAUAUAUAUAUAUAUAUAUAUAUAUAUAAAUAAAUGGGGCCAGUAAUGUUGAUGUGGUAUUCUGAUAGUUUGCAUAUUCAUCAUUUGACAAUUGUGGAUCGACUAUCUCUGAACUCCAGAAUUCAAGUGCAUCAAAUCUGAAGGUGAUUUUUUUUUUUUUUAGGUCUAUUUCAUUUACAUUAUCCAUUUAAAUAAAAAAAAGUUUCCUUUUAUGUCUGCAAAGCGGUUUGAAUGCGUCUGAUCUCUUCGCUCUGUUGCGUCUCACGUUUAAAGCCUUUGUGUGUAUUUGAUGUGCAGGAGUGUAAAUAGAGGAGGUUUUUGAGCCUUUAAGUCUGCGCGCAGGGCAGAGUCCUCCUAUGGGUCCGGGGGUCCUUCUCGACUUCCUGGAGACUUUUCUCUUCUUUAAAGAUUCCUGCAACAUGCCUUGUUUUGCUCUCUGCUCACUUCUCCUUUUCUUUUGUAUUUCACACUGGCUUGAUUUGAACCAGUGCCUGUGUACAUCCCUAAGUACAUUUAUUCUACAAAACAACAUGAGAUUGUUCCUUCAAAAGAAUCAAACCGAGUGGCACUUGCAGUAUUUAGCUGUUAUUCUUGAUUUGCUUUAAAACAAAAACAAAAUGUUAAAUGUGAGCUGUGUGACGUGCUGUAGAUGGGAUGUGGCUUUUUAAGCUGUGCUUUCAUGAUCAACAAUGGUUUGUGGUAGAAACACUUAAGACGAUUAAUUUGUGAGCAUCUCUUAACUAUGUAAAAUAAUUAAAUUAUUGGAAAAAUAAA
Cyclopterus lumpus (lumpfish) is the source of this 3428-nucleotide messenger RNA. RefSeq names its product secretory carrier-associated membrane protein 1-like. Bases 241 to 1254 code for a protein of 337 amino acids. The record is from RefSeq and is a predicted model, not a curated record. Lineage: Eukaryota; Metazoa; Chordata; Actinopteri; Perciformes; Cyclopteridae. Gene Ontology annotation, biological process: protein transport. The transcript has 9 exons. Gene Ontology annotation, cellular component: trans-Golgi network membrane; recycling endosome membrane.